AUGUCGCAGCCACAAAUCUCAAGAGACAAAGUUUCUCAGGUAAAUUAUCUUGGCAUGGAAACCAUUGGUCUCGGUUCUCUGUACGCAAUUAGAACAUUGGGGAGAUCCAAGCUUGUAAGAUGCCGGCCACGUGAUGCACCCGCCGCGACCGGUGUCUCUAAGCGCGCCUUCGGGCCUCGGCCUAAGGAUGCAGCAAGCGCGAGGACCGAUCUCGCCAGCGUUCGCUUAGUCUCGCCAACGCCUCGCCAAUCCCCGCCAACGCCCGCCAAGUUCCAACUCGCCACGCGCGUCACAUUUUGCAGACGCCGCGACCGCAUUCCGCUGACCGGCCCGGGAUCUUUUCAGGUCACGGGGUUCCCUCGAAGCCAUCCGUGGUCGAGGAAAAAAACGCUGGAACGCUUAGCGCUGGCCUGGAAAUCAUACGCGGCUCAGCUUGUAGCAGACGAGCGGGAGACGUUCCAGUGA
Molecule: messenger RNA, 465 nt
Organism: Amorphotheca resinae ATCC 22711
Lineage: Eukaryota; Fungi; Ascomycota; Leotiomycetes; Helotiales; Amorphothecaceae
Exons: 3
Coding region: 1-465 (154 amino acids)
Source: RefSeq, a predicted model, not a curated record